UCGAACAACUCAACUAGCUUCAUGAUGAAUUCAAAAAAAUCGAUGGAAGCAAACAACAAUAAUUUAAAGGAAGCGCUUUGUCUUCAACAACGGCUUCUUCAAAAACUUUAUAAUGAGUUGGAUGUUGAAAGAGAAUCUGCUGCUACCGCAGCUAGUGAAGCAAUGUCCAUGAUACUUCGUCUUCAAGGAGAAAAAGCUGCGGUGAAAAUGGAAGCCGAACAAUACAAAAGACUAGCAGAAGAGAAAAUGAACCACGCAGAAGAAUCUAUGGAAAUAUUUGAAGAAAUUAUGUACCAAAAAGAAAUGGAAAUCUCUUCACUAGACUACCAAGUUCAAGCCUAUAGAUACAAACUAUUAAGCUUGGGGUUUGAUGACCUUGGUGCCAAUGAGGUAAAGUAUCCAGAACAUCUAUUGCAACGAAAUGAAAGUUUAGGGGAAACAAGCAACAAAAACACUCCAAAACGGUUAAAGUUGCCUAACUUGAGAAGGGGCACUUUAGAAAGGGAUAGAUCUAUAACUGAAGAUCCUGAUGUGAUUGCAAAAAUAGUGGAAGAAAGUUUACACGAUGAUGAAAAUAAUCAAAACUUGGAUUUGGGGUUGGGGUGGAAGGCAGAUGGUUCUUCAUCAGUGGAUAUUAAUUCGUAUUUGGAGCAGAUUCGAAAAUUGGAUAAAGUAGUAGAAGAUAUGGUUGGAGAGCAAUUUUCUUGCCCAAACGGUAUAACUUCUAGAUGUUCUUCUACUCCAUCUAAGCUUAACGAAAUGGAUCUUGUACAAUGUCCAAAAAAGUUGAUGGACGAUAAGAUAGUAUCUUCCGAUACUUGUUCGCCCGGUGUGCAUGAUGUCUUUGAAGUCCCGCUAGUUGAUGAGACCCUUUAUAAAGAUGAUGAAAAAUCAAAUUUCAAAGACGAUGAAAGGGUCAAAAAGUUGGCUCCUAUUCCACCAUCACCUGAAGAAUCUUAUUAUAAAGAUGAACUUGACUUAUUGAAAAAGCCUCUUUUAUCACAACAAAAGGAGAAAAAAGUGUUUUUGCCUAAAGAUGGUAUCAAUGUCAACUGCCAUAUGGCUCUUGUUCAGCCAACUACAUAUGCUUCGAAGACUCAAGAAGCGUCACAACAAACAUACAUGGCAACGGAGAUAACAGAAGGUGAAACCAAGGUUGUACAACCAAAUGCAAGACAAGAACCUUUUAACACAAGAAGUGAACAAGAAUUGAGAUUAUUAUAUGAGAUUAAUGGAAAAUUGGAUUCAAUACAAUCAGAAAUUAGAAGCAGAUUAACAAAAAUCAAUAAAUCUUCUCCAAACUGUGACAUGUCCAUGAUUCAACUUAAAGAGGCAAUGUCAGAAUUCUGGUUUUGAGUACCUUCCUAUUCACUUAGUAAGGUCAUGAAUAUGUCGUGCAUUUUCAGCUACUUAUAACAUAAUUUACCAAGUAAGAGAAAAUUUCUUGUUUAUGGCAAUGUUUGACAUGUAACAAAAACUAAGUCUUAGCUAAAUAGCUGUUUCGUAUCAACACAAAGUCAAGGAACCUCAAACGCAGGUACGCUGGUGUUGAGCUCUAAAAC
Molecule: messenger RNA, 1562 nt
Organism: Erigeron canadensis
Lineage: Eukaryota; Viridiplantae; Streptophyta; Magnoliopsida; Asterales; Asteraceae
Exons: 2
Coding region: 22-1356 (444 amino acids)
Source: RefSeq, a predicted model, not a curated record